This is a messenger RNA of Styela clava, 3583 nucleotides long. Lineage: Eukaryota; Metazoa; Chordata; Ascidiacea; Stolidobranchia; Styelidae. The record is from RefSeq and is a predicted model, not a curated record.
AGAUUUAGUAUCUUUAUUAGAUUAGCUGAUUAGCUUAGAUGGAUCAAGAAUCAAAUGUAGGAGCGCAAGAACAUGGCAUUGAUGAGACUCCUGAUCCUGGGAAAAUGUUCGUUGGUGGAUUGAAUAUUCAAACGACAGCAGAGGGACUUAAAGAGUACUUUAGCAAGUUUGGAGAAGUUGCCGACACAAUCGUAAUGAAAGAUCCUAUAACAACUAGUUCAAGAGGAUUCGGUUUCGUCACAUUUCAAGAUCCAAAAAGUGUUGAAAAAGUCUUGGAGAGCAGUCCACACGGCCUUGAUCAGAAAACGAUUGAUCCAAAGGUCGCAGUUCCAAAAAGAAAGCAAUCAAAGAUGGUGACCAGGACAAAGAAAAUAUUCGUCGGUGGUUUGUCCGCAGACACCGUGGUGGAUGAUCUGAAGAAGUAUUUUUCACAAUAUGGGCAGGUUGAAGACGCAAUGCUAAUGUUCGAUAAAGUCACUCAUCGGCAUAGAGGAUUUGGUUUCGUCACAUUCGACAAUGAAGAAUCAGUGGAAAAAGUUUGUGAAAUACAUUUUCACGAAAUCAAAACAAAGAUGGUGGAAUGCAAAAAGGCUCAGCCGAAAGAAGUUAUGAUGCCAACAAUGACCAGACCAUUAAGUAGACCCAGAGCUGCAACCGUGCAAUAUAUUGACCCUACUACAGCUAUGUGCCUGGGUUAUCAACAAUUUUAUCCACGAACUGCUCCGACAGCUACAAUAGCUUAUCCUACUGCAUACGCAGCCUAUCCUGGAGCUGGUGUUGGAGGUCCGACGCUGGCGUACACAGCUGAUCCAAAUACCCUGGCCAGGCUAGGAAUGGCUCCGAUGACGGCCGGAACUUUCGCAGUUGCAGCUGCUGCUCAAGCACAACAGGCACGGAUUGAAACACUGGGAUCGCCACUUGCAACUUCUGGACAAGCUCUACAACAGUUAGUUCACCCAGGAGCUGAACUAAAGAGAGAAUUGACAGCUCCAGUUUUUACAACGUACGCGCAAUCAACAUUGCCUACACCAACACAUAACGGCACAGUAAGAGCGGCGGCAUUCAAUGGUAGCCCCAGUCCACUGGAUGUUUACUCGCAUGUUGCUGCAACGCAUGUAGCGGCGCCACACGAGGCCGCUCUUGGUGCGUACAUUGCACAAGCUGCAUCUCCGCAACCGGGAAGUGCUGCGUUUCCAGGAGGCAUUCCAUUGCCAUCACAAUGUCAUAUGCUCACUCAACUCAGCUAUCAGUAGACUGGAAGUAGAAUUAUUUCAAGAGUUACUUUGGUUUUGUUUCCAUGUCGGAAUCUUGAAUUCGCGUUUACAAUCUCGACCUCUUUGAAUAGAAUAGAUUCAAGUUAUGAAGUCGCACCAACUUAACAAACUUUACUUUUUUAUAUUCUAUUUACUUCAACUUAUUUGUUUGUUUUUUAUUAUUGUUUCGCCUGGUUAUUUAACAUUUACAAUUACAUUUAUUUUUGAGCACCAAAGUCCAAAGGACACCUGCCCACGUAACCUUCUUUUGGCCAGAACUUAAAUGAGUUGGUAAUAUGUAUACUACGUUCAGAACAAGUUUCCAAAUGGUUCAACAUACCAAUUCGAUAAUAUUUUUAAAGAGAACUCUCUCACAAAUACUCUUCAUCUUCAACUAAUGUUGUAUUACGAUUGCGUUUUUUCACACUACGUAUUAUGUAUGUAAAUAUUCUGUAGUGGUGGGUGGGUGUAGGUCGGUGAAUGCAAAAUCUUGAAUACCUGAUUAAGCAUCGUUUAUUUUUUUCGAUGAGUAAUAUUUCAAUUAUCCCUAUUACUAAAAUGAGCAAGUGACUUUUAGCGUCAUCAUUUCAACGUAAUUUAAACAAAGAAUCUGUUCACGACAAACAGUCAAACUUUUUUCUCACUCACCUUUUCUUGUGCUUUGUCAAAUAUUUAAUUGCAGAGGCACACGGAUAAGUUUAUUUCUACAAAAUAUCAUAAAUGUACACAAUCGCGUUGCACAAAAUUUUCUUUUAAAUAUUGUUUUCCUAGUGUAUUAUCUGCGACAAAUUAGAUUAUAUUGUAGAUGAUGUUAUGAAACUAUGAUACCACGUCUCUCGUUACCAUCAUACACACUGUAUAUAAUUUUCAUAUACGGCAGGAUAUACCUAAUCUUUUCACCUAAUAAUCAUUGGUAGGUUGGGUAUAAAAUUAUAUAAUUCAUCACUGGCAUUUUGGGAAGUAGUUAUCACGGUUUUUAAUGCAAUUUAUGUAGGUUUUCCUGAAUUUAUUCACAUCUAGAAACUCAAAUCUAUAUUAAAUACAGAUAUUAGUAAAUUAGAAUUAUAAUGAAUAGUUUGCGCGACCCACUGUGCCACUCCAAUGUCCCUAUUCAUACACUCAUAUUAGUGCCUUGAGACUAUAUGCUUAUAUUGAUAUUGAUGUUUCGUAAUUUGUUUGCUGUUUAUGACGUAUGUACACAUUGUUUCAUUUCCUUGUUUUUCAAUUCAUACUGAUUGAGUGAUGUUUUGUCAAAAGCUAUUGCAAGAUGAAGCAAUAAUAUGUGGUAAUUGCCCAUCAAAAUGAUAUUUCGGACUUGAUUGUUUCUUGAAUUUUUAUCUAUAUGUGUUUUUAUUUCACACAAAUUAUUACGUUUGAGAGUCGACCUAUUCCUUUGCCGAAUCUUACAGUUAGUUAUAAUCUGAUCGUUCUCGUUUAAUAAAUGUGCGGUGAAUAAUUUUCUAUUGCUAUUGCUUUUUUAUUUUAUUAAUAUCUGCACAGUUUGUGAAUGGACGAUGAUUACACUCAAUAACAUAUUUUUCGAUGGCAAGUAACAUUUGAUUAAAUAAUUAAUACCCUUUAAAGUUUGAACUGCUUUUGAUAUUGUGGAGUUUUUUAAGAAAGUUAUGUCAUUUUUGGUGUUUUAGUUUAGUUUAUUAUCUUUUUUAACAAUAUAAGUCAAUGAUGUAAUAAUAGAACAUCCAGAAAGUUUUUGAAUACUCCCACGUAGAAAGCUGAUUUGUUCCAACCUUAUGUUUCUUUAAAAAUGUUUGCUACUUUAGAUCGUAGAUGGAAUUAACGUUUGGUAGUUAGAAGAGGUGCUAACAAUACAUUUCUUAAUUAAUUUCUUCCUACAUUAAACUCAGCAGAUUUGAAAUAUCGUGCAAUGGUAGAGUUUUUAUACUGUGCUUAGCAUUUGGGGACACAUAUACUACUUCUACUAAUUUUCAUUAGACCCCUUUGUUGUGAAUAUGAACAAACAUUUUUCUUAGUUUUGGAGCUUUUUACUUCAAAUUUUGAUUUUUUUGAUGAAAAAAUAGUACUCUAGAUUUUCUGCAACAUACUUAUUUCACUGUACCUGUGGUUGCGCUUUUUUUCCUUUUUCCAGUUUUGAUAUGUCAAACAGUGACUAUAUUCUAAAAGAUGAUAGUAAAUUUCAUCAUUGAAUGUGUAAAGCUUAAGAUAAUAUUAAUUUUAAGAAUGGGAAAAGAUUGUGGAACCGUAUUGGACUGACUGCAUUAUUCUUUGUAUCACUUUUUGUCUUGUCUUUGUCCGCGCUAAACAUUUUGUCAGUUGUUUUAAUUUUCGCAAAUAAACAAAUCUCGACAAAA